Molecule: messenger RNA, 2546 nt
Organism: Oncorhynchus keta (chum salmon)
Lineage: Eukaryota; Metazoa; Chordata; Actinopteri; Salmoniformes; Salmonidae
Product: transmembrane protein 45B-like
Exons: 7
Coding region: 156-989 (277 amino acids)
Source: RefSeq, a predicted model, not a curated record
AGUGUCACAUGAUGCUUUCAAUACAGGUAGACGAGCAGGUGUGCGGACAGGUAGGCUACUGUUAUUGCAAUUCAUCACAACUAACAGGAUUCACUGAUUUGAGAGGGAGCAGUCAUCCAACUGCUCUGUAACAACAAACAAGUUUUGACAGGAGGAUGGCCAACUUCAAGGGACAUGCCCUUCCCGGCAGCUGCUUUCUGCUGUUAGGCCUGUGUUGGUCAGUGAUGUACCCUCUCCGACACUGCUGGAGGAGGCGUCAGCCUAAAGGAAGACAAAAACUGCCCCUGUUCUUUAACAGAAUCGACUUAAUCGAGGGGUCACUCGUUAUUUUCUUAGCCUUUGUGGGCAUCAUGGCAGAGCAGUUUGUGCCAGAUGGGCCCCAUGGCCACCUGUACCUCAGAGAGACUAAGUCCUGGGUGAAGCUGAUGAACUGGCAGCACAGCACAAUGUACUUCUUCUUCGGCAUCUGGGGAAUUGUUAAAGUCCUCAGUAUGUCACCGCUUCCAGUCCCACUUGGUCUUGACCGUCUUGCUCUCUCUCUGGCUUUUUUCAUUGAAGGGUUUCUGUUUUACUUCCAUGUGCACAUGCGCCCUCCUCUGGAUACCCACAUCCACUCCCUGCUGUUUGUGGCAGUGUUUGGUGUGGCGGCCAGCACCCUGUUGGAGGUGUUCAUGCGAGAUAACAUCGUACUGGAGCUGCUCAGGGUCAGCCUAACCAUCCUGCAAGGCUCCUGGUUCUUUCAGAUUGGAUUCGUGCUGUACCCAUUAAACGGAGUACAGUGGGAUCUGCAGGCACACGAUAACACCAUGUUCGUCACCAUGUGCUUCUGCUGGCAUCUAGCUGUGGCCCUGCUGAUCGUUGGCAUCAACUACUGGAUGGGCUGGUGCUGUGUACAAAGAUGUGCAGGGAAGGGAGGUGACAUAGAGAUCGGGAUGAGAAAGACAUCCAGCUCCCAGAAGGCUCUGCUACAGGAUUCCGAUGAAGAGUAAGCAGAUGGAUCAUGAAGUGUAACACAGGAGACAGGUUAAACAUUUGCUCAUCCCCGCCUGUGGCUAUAGAGCAACGUACUUCCUUCCAUCCUGGAAAAAACAGAACGUCUAAUGGAUUACCAAAGAUAAUACACUGAACAAAAAUAGAAAUGCAACAUGUAAAGUGUUGAUCCUAUGUUUCCAAUCUGAAUGUGUGGCAUAUCAAAAAGCUGAUUAAACAGCAUGAUCAUUAUACAGGUGCACCUUCUGCUGGGGACAAUAAAAGGCCACUUUAAAAUGUGCAGUUUUGUCACACAACACAAUGCCACAGAUGUCUCAUGUUUUUAGGCACGGUGCAAUUGGCAUUCUAACUGCAGGAUUGUCCAACAGAGCCGUCGCCAGAUAAUUUAAUUUACAUUUCUCUACCAGAAUCCGCCUCCAAAGUCAUUUUAGAGAAUUUGUCAGUACGGCCAACUGGCCUCACAGACCACGUGCAUGGAGUCGCGUGGGCGAGCGGUUUGCUGAUGUCAACGUUGUUAACAGAGUGCUCCAUGGUGGUGGUGGGGUUAUGGUAUUGGCAGACAUUGACAACGAACACAUUUGUAUUUUAUCGAUGGCAAUCUGAAUGCAGAGAUACCGUGAUGGAAUCCUGAGGCCCAUUGUUGUGUCAUUCAUCCGCAACCAUCACCUCAUGUGUCAGCAUGAUAAUGCACGGCCCCAUGUCACAAGGAUCUGUACACAAUUCCUGGAAGCUGAAAAUAUCCCAGUUCUUCCUUGGCCUGAAUACUCACCAGAUGCUCUGGAUCGACAUGUAUGACAGCGUGUUCCAGUUGCCACCAAUAUCCAGCAACUUUGUGCAGCCAUUUUUCUUAUUUAUUUAACUAGGCAUUGAAUAGGAGUGGGAGGAACAUUCCACAAGCCCCAAUCAACAGCCUAAUCAACUAAGGAGAACAUUACCUGCCCCAAUUCAUAGUGCCAACUGUAAAGUUUGGUGGAGGAGGAAUAAUGGUCUGGGGCUGUUUUUCAUGGUUCUUGUGGCAACAGUUUGGUGAAGUCACUUUCCUGUUUCAGCAUGACAAUGCUCCCGUGCACAAAGUGAGAUCCAUACAGAAAUGGUUUGUCGAGAUUGGUUUGGAAGAACCUGACUGGCCUGCACAGAGCACUGACCUUAACCCCAUCGAACACCUUUGGGAUAAAUUGGAACACCGACUGCGAGCCAGGCCUAAUCGCCCAACAUCAGUGCCAGACCUCACUAAUGCUCUUGUGGCUGAAUGGAAGCAAGUCCCAGCAGCAAUGUUCCAACAUCUAGUGGAAAGCCUUCCCAGAAGAGUGGAGGCUGUUAAAGGGGGGACCAACUCCAUAUUAAUGCCCAUGAUUUUGGAAUGAGAUGUUAGACGAGCAGAUGUCCACAUACACUACAUGACCAAAGGUGUCUGUGACCAACAGUAUUCCCAGUCAUGUGAAAUACAUAGAUUAGGGCUAAUGAAUUUAUUUCAGUUGACUGAUUUCCUUAUAUGAACUGUAACUCUGUAAAAUCUUAGACAUUUUUGCAUGUUGCAUUUAUAUUUUUCUUCACUA